Molecule: messenger RNA, 4785 nt
Organism: Mastomys coucha (southern multimammate mouse)
Lineage: Eukaryota; Metazoa; Chordata; Mammalia; Rodentia; Muridae
Gene: Ctsb
Product: cathepsin B
Exons: 10
Coding region: 154-1173 (339 amino acids)
Biological process (GO): regulation of catalytic activity
Cellular component (GO): lysosome
Molecular function (GO): cysteine-type endopeptidase activity
Source: RefSeq, a predicted model, not a curated record
GGCGUCACGUGACGAAUCAGCCCCAGCGGAGGGCGGAGCUGCGCGGGUACUUAGGAGUGCACCGGAGAGGCCGGGAGCGGUUCGGUUCGGCUUGGUGGCUGCAGGCCCAGGCUGUCGCGCUGCGCUCGGUGAGUGCAGAAUCCAGCUUCCGAGAUGUGGUGGUCCUUGAUCCUACUCUCUUGCGUGCUGGCACUGACCAGUGCCCAUGACAAGCCUUCCUUCCACCCACUGUCGGAUGACUUGAUUAACUAUAUCAACAAACAGAAUACAACAUGGCAGGCUGGACGUAACUUCUACAACGUUGACAUAAGCUACCUGAAGAAACUGUGUGGCACUGUUCUGGGUGGACCCAAGCUGCCGGGAAGGGUUUCCUUCGGUGAGGACAUAGAUCUACCUGAAACCUUUGAUGCACGGAAGCAAUGGCCCAACUGCCCGACCAUCCAGCAGAUUAGAGACCAGGGGUCCUGUGGCUCUUGUUGGGCAUUUGGGGCAGUGGAAGCCAUUUCUGACCGAAUCUGCAUUCAUACCAAUGGCCGCGUCAACGUGGAGGUGUCUGCCGAGGACCUGCUUACCUGCUGUGGUAUCCAGUGUGGGGACGGCUGUAAUGGUGGCUAUCCCUCUGGAGCAUGGAGCUUCUGGACGAAAAAAGGCCUGGUUUCUGGUGGAGUCUACAAUUCUCAUGUAGGCUGCCUACCAUACACCAUCCCUCCCUGUGAGCACCAUGUCAAUGGCUCCCGUCCCCCGUGCACUGGAGAAGGAGAUACUCCCAGGUGCAGCAAGAGCUGUGAAGCUGGCUACUCCCCAUCCUACAAAGAAGAUAAGCACUUUGGGUACACUUCCUACAGCGUGACUGCGGGUGAGAAGGAGAUCAUGGCAGAAAUCUACAAAAAUGGCCCAGUGGAGGGUGCCUUCACUGUGUAUGCUGACUUCUUGACUUAUAAAUCAGGAGUAUACAAGCAUGAAGCCGGUGAUAUGAUGGGUGGCCAUGCCAUCCGCAUCCUGGGCUGGGGAGUGGAGAAUGGAGUUCCCUACUGGCUGGUAGCCAACUCUUGGAACGUUGACUGGGGUGAUAAUGGCUUCUUUAAGAUCCUCAGAGGAGAGAACCACUGUGGAAUCGAAUCAGAAGUUGUGGCUGGAAUCCCACGCACUGACCAGUACUGGGGAAGAUUCUAAUCUGCUGUGACUUGAUUGUCCAGUCCUUAGGGGCUUUUUCUAAAAUUGAGCAACCCUGGCAGGGAGUGAGGCAGACAGGAGAGGAGGGCAUUUGAUUCUUUGAGUUCACCUGACAUGCAUGAAGCUUUCGGCAAGAUCUGUGCAACUGGACCAGGGCUGCCUGCCAUCAGAGCUACCCUCCGAGCACUCUGUCCUUCUAGGCUAUCCCAUGACAGUGAUCACAGCCUGCAUCUAGCCUCUCCCUAGACUAGUGCAAUUUGUAGUGCCUGCUGCUGUGGCUCUGCCUGCCAUCCUUCCCACCCCCAUCCCAGCAUCCCCAGACCCGAGGGCUUUGGCUGCAGGAUUUCCAAAAGAAUGAACAUCAACUUCAUGAUGAGAGGACAGAUGCCACCUUGAAGCUAUCACUUCUAGGUCUAUGGCAGGCAUUGAUGGCCCAAUGCACUUCUCUGGAGAAAGCUACCUUUUCCCAAGGCAUCUGCAUCCAUCGACAUUGGCAAUGUGGCCUGGGUCCUGUCCUCAGCCGAUGCUUUUCCAGUAGGAUUUUAUCUUUUGUACUUUGAGUAUGAAGAGCAGUGCUGGUUUUACAGAUCAUCUCCAAUUGUAUGGCUUAAAACAAGCUACAUGGUCACUGUUUGCUGGUUGACCAACAGAUACCACAAUGAAACUAGUCUGGGAAAAACCUGCUUUAUGUUGUAGUUACCAUUUAGCCCUGUCAGUUUAACCAGGAAUGACUGUGCCAAUAAACCAAUUCUCCUUCUGCUUGACAUCAGCUCUCAUGGCCUUCUGGAGGCAGGGUGAAUGGUUCUGUGCUGCAUUUUCAAGGCUUUUGUGGUCUCUCUCUCCCUGGUUUCUUGUUACCCUCAGAAAUCAUACCUAAAACUGUGCUCACAUCUUGGAGCAUUUCUUCCUGCUUAGAGAUAAGGGAGCUAAACCUCACAUUUUAUUAACCAAGGCAGGCUCUCAUGUGUAUUUCACAGAAGACCUGAGCUGCCAUCUUCCUAGAGGUCUACAUUUCCUUGGAGUGGAGCCAAAGCUUGUGCGCCAUGCUUUUAAGUUUUCUGGGUCACUGAACUUCUUGGAUUUUACAAAAAUCAUAGUGUAGUUCGGAGGGAACAGGGAGCCUCACUAAUCAGUAUUGGCUUCGUUGUCCUGUGGAUCUGUUACUUUUCCUGCUAAAUGAAUGAAUGAGAGGGGCUGGUUCUUUGGAAGCUGAGGAAGCCUGCCUUCGCAUGCCAGCAAUCAGAACUAUAUCAAAGAAGCUCUGAAUGCCUGGUGAGUGCUAGACAUGAGAUAACCUGGCUUGGGUACUGGGGCUUCAGUACUUCGAGACGGUUCCACUUGUCCUCAACUACAUCAAGUAGUUCCCUCCUACACUUCAUUUCUUACCUCAUCACAUGCCCCUUUCCUACCUCCCAUAGCCUGUGAAGAUGGGCUAAAUUAAGAGAAGAGGACCUUGGGUUUCCUCUGGAUCACUGAAGGAGCCUAAGAAACCCAUUUUGUCAUCGUAUGCUUGGGGGUGUCUCUAGAUGUCUUCCACAACCUGGAUUUUCCUGUGGGUGGUCUCCUCUGCUCAGGUCACAAGUUAUCUUCCUUGGGUACUCAGGAGACAUUGGUAAACAGAUCUCUGGGAGUUUGGGGCCAGCCUGGUCUACAAUGAGACCCUGAAGCUAGGAGCAUUUCAUUUUCAGCCUGCCCACAGGGGCUUUUAAUGAUUCCAUGUUUACACAGCCCUCCCCUUCUACACAUUACACACCAUUGAAAGAGUCCUGUGUGUGGUCCUCAAACCUGAGCCAGGCCUUUGAAUCAUCAUUUGUGGCCUGACUAGGUCAUUUUAGAUACAUUAAUUACAGUUUGGGCAAUGGCCUUCAACAGGGCUUAUGACAAACAGCAUUCAUGUCGCUCAGGAACUCAUUAGGUAACAUGUCAAACCAACUUGGUCAGAAGUCUUGUUCCAGAUUGAUUAUAAUACAGAGCCACAGCCUUAGAGCUCUCACUUCUGCUACCAGAGACUGGAAAACUCAGCAGGGGAGAAGCCUCCAAAGAGCUGUCCCAGACAUGAUUUGCAAAUAACCAGAGGAAAGGUAAAGAGCACACCCUUCUAGUUAUAAUGGCUGCACACGGAUGGGCCUCUGAGAAAGGCAGCACAAACUCAGUGAAGCCAGGUGGAUACGUCAGAAAUGGCUAGAAAUUACAUUGAGAGUCAAAAGUAGGCUAGGGAUGUCUCUCCGUGGUAAUUUGUCCAGCGUAGACGGUCCAAGCAAGACCCUCAGUUCAGUGCCCAGCAACAAAACAAUGGGAGAAAAAGGUAGGCGUGUCAGAUGUGGACAGCAUGUAUGUCCAACUAAAUGUAUUUUAGAUAAUGGCAAUGGCUUUAUAGAAAUGCACCAUGCUAAAUAUUUGGAUAUAAACAAAACCAUCUGAAAUUCAAGUGGAGCUUGGUGUCUUAUUUGCUAAGGGAAAGAAAUUAGUUUCAGAGAGUUAGAGUCUGUCCCCCUCUCCUUUUAAAAAAGAUUUACUUAUUCAUGCAGUUUAUGAGUGCUAUGUCUUCAUGCACAUCAGAAGGAAUCAGAUCUCAUUACAGAUGGUUGUGAGCCACUAUGGGGUUGCUGGGAAUUGAACUUAGGACCUCUGGAAGAGCACUAAGGUGCUGAGCCAUCUCUCCAGCCCCCAGUGUCUUGUGUAGUCCAGGUACACCUCCACAACUGAGGGAUCUUGACCACCUCCUCCUGCCUCCACCUACCACAUGCUGAAAUUACUAGUAAGAGUUGUAGCUUCCAGAAAGGGUGAACAUUUAAGACCUUUGUGCUUCCGUGAGGACAGAAGUUAAAGAACCAUGUAACAUUAGGCUGAGAGUCUCAAGUGACCAAAUAAGUCAAGUCUCCAUGCGGUGAUCCAGCAAGGAAUUUGUGCGUACAAAGUUGAACGGACCAUUGAGCUGGCUGAGGCACUUCACAGUGAUGAAGUCAACAUACCCAGCUGGCUGAAGAGGGGAGCAUACUAUAUGCUAUACAUGUCUCUGUGGUCUGAGUGUCCCCCAAAGGGUCAUAUGCAGGAAGCUUGGUUCACAGAAUGACAGUGGCUGAGGCCCAGUGCAAGGUGGUCAAGUUUUGGAGGCACUGUUCUCAAUGCUAGUCUUCCUGAGUUAGGGCUCCUGAGACCAAGCGCUGAGCACAAGAGUGGGGUGGCUCAUGCCUGUAACUCACAUUCAGAAGGCUGAGGCAGUGGGAUCACCAUUAAGUUCAAGGCUACAUAGACUUGCAGGUCAACCUGAGCUACAGUUACAGUGUACAGAGUUGUCAGCAUGCCAGGGCUUCAACCUGCUUUCUGUCAUGUGCUCUCUCCUGCAUGUCCUCUCACCACUGUAGUGUCAUUUCCCACCAGGCCCUCCAAGGGCUAAAGAUGGGGGCCACCUAAUCGUGUACUUUCAUCCUCCUAAGCUGUAACAUAAACCUCUUUCCUUGGUAAAGUAGUUGACCUCAGGUAUCUUGUUAUACAGGUCAGCAUGUUUGCCUUUUACUACUCAAACACUGGUUUUCACAUACACAGGGUGCCAGAGGCCAUCAUGACAAUGUAGCCGACUAACCACGCUGCAAUUAAAAACCUACCAAUAUA